AUGCCUCCAAGAAAGAAGACCAGAAGCAACAACAUAACUUCCCAGGAUGGGCCAAGCCAUGCUGACUCAGAGUCAAGGCAACAUGCCUCUUCUAGAGAAGAAGAACGUGCAAGUGAGGGAACUUUUACCCUCACAGAUCUUGUUGCAGCCAUUCGUGCUAUGGGUGAGACCCAGAGGGAGAUGGCAGAGAUGAUAAAAGAACUCAAAAAUUCGGCUCCAAAGCCAAGUGAAGUGAAUGAGAAGCACCCACAGGAGGAAUCUGCUGCUGCCGGAAAGGAGUCUGAGCAGAAGGGACCAUCUUUUGUCACUCAGGAGGACGUUGUUGCCAUGCUGGAAAAGGAGCUGAGCCGAAGUCAGGAAGAUUGGAAAUAUCUUCCUCAGCCGCCGUAUCCGUCAAGCUUACUCCAGCAGCCAUAUCCUAAAGGCUAUGAAGCACCGACCUUUGUCCUCUUUGAUGGACGAAAGGGGAGCCCGAAGGAGCAUGUCAAUCGCUUCAUCGAUGCCUUGGGACCGUAUGCUGGUGAUCAUAAUCUUCGACUUAGAGAAUUUUCAAAGAGUCUCACCGAUCGUGCUUACACAUGGUAUACAACGUUGGCACCAGGCUCUAUUCAUUCCUGGGAAAGUCUGGCAAGCAGGUUCUGUAAGAAGUAUUUCCAGCAUGAAGAACGAGUCACCACCACUCAACUCAACAACACUCGCCAAAAGCAUGGUGAGGAUCCCGUGGACUUUGUACGCAGGUUCCGGGACCUGGCAUUGGAUUGCUAUGAUGAGAAAGACGAGGAGGCGCUUGUUGAAAUUUGCAUCAGCAAUAUCGUGGCAGAUUAUAGAGUGUAUUUGGAGAAUAUUGGCAUUAGUCAACUUUCUCGGCUGCUGGAAGCUGUGAGGAAGACGAGCAUGUCCGUCAAGCCACCAGGACAAAGGACUUGGAGGAAUGAGAAGAAGGAAGCGCAUCAGACAUUAGCAAUAGAUGACAAGCCAUCCAACGACUACAAUUCAUGCAAACGGAAGGAUAGAGAGACGUAUCCACCACUGCCAUGCAAUGAUGAAGAAUUUCAUGCUAUCCUUGACACAAUGAUUGCUGAUGGCGUAAUCAAACCUGUCAGACCCUACAAGGUGCCUACUCGAGAGGAAAAGAAUGAUCCUAGGUACUGCCGUUAUCAUCAAUUUGUGGGGCAUCCAACCACUGCCUGUCAGAGUCUGAGGAGGAUUUUACACGCCAAAAUACAUGAGGGAGUCCUUGAACUUCCCUCUAGGAAGCAAACGAUUGAUGAAGACCCCUUGCCAAAACGAAGGGGAAAGGAGGUAGCCGCUGUCAUUACAUGUUCUGAUGAUUUGCUUGAUGAUGAUGAAUUGUGCCACCCUUGGAGGAAUGACCCAAAGCCGCCGGAAGCCGUAUGGGAACCUUGCGGAAACAUGGAAAAGGCAUAUUGGUGUAAAUAUUCGAGGCCUUCAAGUUACAACACACCAUGGCCACUCGCUGAUGGAUGGGGUGACAACUCAGGCAGCGAAAUUUUUGUUUUGGACAUGCCGGAAGAACGCUACUCGGGGGCUUUAUCGGAGCAGCAGGAAGCAGCUGCCGUGACAUUUCAUAAUAUCACGGAAGCUGAAACAAGUGUGAUGGAACGUUAUUUAAGCAUGAAACAGGGGCCCACAGCUUCACAGGUCCUUCAAAGAAACCCAAAGUUCAAAUCACUCUUUGACCAACUUGGCUUCGGGCCUCAAGCAAGAGAAGCAGCUGCUGUAGCCCUGAUGAAUAUCUCUGAGGAGUCUAAUUCUCAAUGCUUUACAACUCAACCACAAGGGUCAUUCUUGGGAAAUGACAAUGCUAUUGUCUUUACGGACGAAGACAUGGAAGUUCCAUACCCGGACCAUAGGAGGCCGCUUUACUUGGAGGGACAAAUCAAUGAUGUGUUCAUAAGGAGAGCUUUGGUGGACACGGGUUCCUCUGUCAACAUAUUACCUCUGUCUGUGCUUACGGCAGCUGGUAUCCCAUUGUCCAAAAUUGUCCAAUCACAAACAAACAUCAGUGGUUUCGGGAAUAAGAGUGAGGUCACAGUCGGGCAUCUACAAGUACAUUUGAAGGUUGGGCCAAUUCGGUCACUUACUAAGUUCUAUGUUGUGGAUGUGGAUGUGGCUUACCAUGCUUUGCUUGGAAGGCCAUGGCUCAACAAGCAUAAGCUUGUGGUCUCUACCUAUCAUCAAUGCGUAAAAGGAAGGAUUGGGCUGAGGCCGCUACGCAUACCUGGAAACCAAGCACCUUUCAACAAAGAUGAAGCUCACUACUCUGAGGCGGAAUUCUACACUGAAUGCACAGGUGCUGGAAGCAAUCCAUCCAAGGAUUUCGGGACCUACCUUCCUUCGUGGACUGAAAUUCGUGAUUUAAGCAAUGAGGAGCUCAUCACCAUUGUUGAUCGAGAGAGAAAGAGGCACUCGGAAGUCAACAACCAUGCCUAUGAUCAUCCCCAAUGCUCAAAGGUGACGCUGCCCGAUGGACGUAUCGUUUACCGCUUAUGA
Molecule: messenger RNA, 2514 nt
Organism: Prunus armeniaca (apricot)
Lineage: Eukaryota; Viridiplantae; Streptophyta; Magnoliopsida; Rosales; Rosaceae
Source: the annotation of a GenBank genome assembly